Messenger RNA from Pungitius pungitius (ninespine stickleback), 2147 nucleotides. RefSeq names its product cytochrome P450 3A40-like. Gene Ontology annotation, molecular function: heme binding; iron ion binding; oxidoreductase activity, acting on paired donors, with incorporation or reduction of molecular oxygen, reduced flavin or flavoprotein as one donor, and incorporation of one atom of oxygen. The record is from RefSeq and is a predicted model, not a curated record. The coding region runs from base 108 to 1637 and encodes 509 amino acids. The transcript has 13 exons. Lineage: Eukaryota; Metazoa; Chordata; Actinopteri; Perciformes; Gasterosteidae.
ACUUGCAUGUUUUUAUAGGAAGAGCUCGACCUUCCUCACGCUGAUCUCCGAGCUUCCCCCCCGUUAACGAAGAGACCCUCCAAUCAGCCGGAGUCCCACUGGGGAACAUGGGGUUCCUCCCGGAGCUCUCCGUCGAGACCUGGACGCUAAUCGUGUUCUUCGUCACUCUCGUCACAGUGUAUGGAUAUGCACCGUAUGGAUUCUUCAAGAAACUGGGCAUCCCUGGACCCAAACCCUUGCCCUUUAUCGGGACAUUUCUGGAGUACAGAAAGGGCAUCCACAAUUUUGACACCGAGUGCUAUGAGAAAUAUGGAAAGGUGUGGGGGAUCUACGAUGGCAGGAUACCUGUACUGGCGACCAUGGACACGGCUAUGAUCAAAUCAAUCCUGGUGAAGGAGUGUUAUUCGAACUUCACUAACAGACGGCAUUUUGGUCUGAAUGGAGCCUUAAGAGAUGCCAUAACUGUAGUGGAAGAUGAGGAAUGGAAGAGGAUUCGAAGCAUACUCUCACCGUCAUUCACCAGUGGGCGCCUGAAAGAGAUGUACUCCAUAAUGUUGCAGCACUCGAGUAAUCUGAUAAAGAGCCUUCACAAGAAAGCAGAGGCGGAUGAAGUCGUAGACGUUAAAGACAUAUUUGGACCCUACAGUAUGGAUGUUGUGACCAGCACUGCCUUCAGUGUGGACAUCGAUUCUAUCAACAAUCCAUCUGAUCCUUUUGUAGCAAACAUUAAGAAACUGGUCAAGUUCACCUUCCUGACUCCCCUGUUUGUGCUUUUGGUUCUGUUUCCAUUCUUGGAGCCGGUGCUCGAUAAGAUGGAUGUGACAUUGUUCUCCGCCGAAUUAUUAGACUUCUUCUACAACUUUCUAAAGAGGAUCAAAUCAGACCGGAAUAAGAAUGAACACAAGAAUCGAGUGGACAUCAUGCAGUUGAUGGUGGACUCUCAGAGCCCAGAGACCAGCAAAGACAAUCCAAGCUCCCACAAAGGACUGACUGACAGUGAGAUCUUGUCUCAGGCUAUGAUAUUCAUCUUCGCUGGCUAUGAGACAAGUAGCGGCACAUUGGGAUUUCUAGCCUACAACCUGGCGACUCACCCCGACAUCCAAAAGACCCUGCAGGAGGAGAUAGAUGAAACAUUCCCAAAUAAGGCUCGGCCCACCUAUGACGCCUUGAUGCAAAUGGAGUACCUGGACAUGGUGUUGAAUGAGUCGAUGAGGCUGUACCCGAGUGGUAAUCGAUUAGAUAGAGUGUCAAAGUCUUCUGUGGAAAUUGAGGGCGUGACCAUCCCUAAAGGAACCGUUGUCAUGAUCCCAGUUUACACACUCCACCGUGAGCCUACUUUGUGGCCUGAGCCCGAUGCCUUCAAACCGGAAAGGUUCGGCAAAGAGAACAAAGACAGCAUUGAUCCUUAUUCAUACCUACCAUUCGGAGCAGGUCCAAGGAACUGCAUUGGAAUGCGCUUUGCUCUCUUAAUGAUGAAGCUGAGCGUGGUGGAGAUCCUCCAGAGCUUCAGCUUCGUCACAUGCAAGGAGACCCAGAUUCCAUUGGAGCUGUCAACGGAUGGAUUUACCUCCCCAAAGGGUCCCAUCAAUCUGAAGCUGGAGCCCAGAGGAGCCGUAGCUGAUCCUCCCCCAGGCUAACUCUGCUCAGUGCUCAGGUCACAACGCAAAAAUGGCCAACUUGUGACACUUUAGAUAAGGCAAUAUUUACAUAAUUGUAAUAAGGAAACUGGUCCAGCCAAAAACUUGGCUACGAAAUUGCCGGUAGGUAGUCAUGUAUUUUAACUGACUACCUGCCUUUGUGUAUUCUUGUAUGUCUUUGAUUUAAAAGAGUUUGCUUUGUGAUAAAUCUCCACUCCUGAUCUCGCUUUUACUAUUCUUGUAAAUUACCUUUUACCAGGAGGAAGUUCUAAACAUUUUAAAUAUCUGUUUAAUAACGAAUGUAUAAACACAUAUUCUAGACUGUAGAGAAUGUAGUAUGCUCAGUUAUCGUUAUCCAGCGUUACUUGUUUCCAUGGUUAGUGAUUUUGUUUUUUAAUUUACCCAAUAAAAUGAGGUCAACGUGAGGUCUCGCUGCUUUCUCACAUUUUUAAAACAUGUAAUUUUUUGCAAAGAAGUUGUCCUUACUUUGGAAAUAUAAUUCAAGCAGUU